AUGCAUCGGUCUUCAGCUGAAUCUACAAAAGACGAUGUUCAUGCGGAACGGAUGGGUCUCGGAUGCUCCAUUCACGCUCAACGGAACGAACAUAUCCGAAUGCACCAGCUACGUUUAUCUGGGUCGGGAACUGAACAUGAUGAACGACCUGGCCCCCGAGCUGGACAGGAGGAGAAGAGCGGCUUGGGGAGCGUACAAGAGCAUCGAGGAUGUAGUGAAGAAGACCAGGAACACCCGGCUCCGUGCUCACCUCUUCAACAACACCGUACUUCCUGCUUUGACCUAUGCUUUGGAAAUUUUUGGGCAUUUCGCAAGCAGGAAGAAAACGCGGUGAGCGUCAUUGAACGCGCAAUUGAGAGAGUGAUGCUAGGAGUGUCCCCUUUCACGCAAGUGAGAGAUGGGAUUCGAAGUUCUCUCUUACGUCAGCGAUCGAAGAUAAGAGACGCCACCACGUUUGCCAAGGAAAGUAAAAUAAGGUGGGCCGGACACGUGAUGCGCUUUAACGACGUUGGACCAGAGCCGUGA
Messenger RNA from Necator americanus (New World hookworm), 525 nucleotides. RefSeq lists its product as uncharacterized. Bases 1 to 525 code for a protein of 174 amino acids. The transcript has a single exon. The record is from RefSeq and is a predicted model, not a curated record. Lineage: Eukaryota; Metazoa; Nematoda; Chromadorea; Rhabditida; Ancylostomatidae.